CUUUGAAAGCGCGACUUCAAAAAGUUCCAAGGUUGCAAUUCACUUUUUACAUAUCGCCAUCUUUCCACUCGACUAUAUUCAUCAGCCACCGGAAGCUCGAUAUACCACCACUAUUUCUCGCCAGCACCCAAAAGUUACAACUAGAUCUGAGUAUACCACAUCAUGUCAAAAAGGCACGCCUCUGAAGCGUUAGAGGAUUUAUAUGGCGUUGGUUCGCCUGCAUCCAAAAGGUCGCGAUUAGACGAUGGUCCAGAACACGAUGGAAGCACCGCCUCUAUCUCUGACGGAAGAAUGGACGAAGAGGAAGAUGAUGGAUUCGAAGACGAUAAUACAAAAGCCCCGAUACGGCAAGCCGCCCCUACAGCAGGUUACGACGACCUCUACCUGGACACAAUAGAUCGCAACGUGCUCGACUUCGACUUUGAAAAGCUAUGCUCUAUUAGCUUAUCCAAUAUAAAUGUCUACGCCUGUCUGGUCUGUGGGAAAUACUUUCAGGGACGAGGACCCAAGUCGCAUGCAUACUUUCAUUCGCUAGAAGUCGGACACCAUGUCUUCAUCAACAUGGAGACGCAAAAGGUCUACGUGCUACCGGAGGGCUACGAAGUGAAGAGCAAAUCCCUGGACGAUAUAAAAUACGUAUCCGAUCCGAGAUACACGAAACAAGAAGUGAUGGAGUUGGAUCGCAAACCCCGAACAGCGUGGACACUCGGUGGGAAGGAAUACACUCCUGGCUUUGUGGGAAUGAAUAACAUUAAGGAGAACGACUACCUUAAUGUGGUAGUCCAGGCGUUAUCUCAUGUCGCGCCACUCCGAAACUACUUCUUACUAGAAGAACUCUCGUCACGACCCGAACUCGUUAAGCGAUGCGCCAUCUUAUUCCGCAAGAUUUGGAACCCGCGAGCCUUCAAAAACCACGUGUCCCCACACGAAUUGCUACAGGAAAUCUCCUUAAAAUCCAAUAAGAAAUUCACCUUGACCGUACAAUCCGACCCCGUCGAGUUUUUAUCAUGGUUUCUCAACAAUUUGCAUUUAGGACUAGGUGGAAGCAAAACCAAGCCGGGUAGCAGCAUCGUACAGAGGAUAUUUCAGGGGAAGCUAAAAGUCGAGUCGCAAGCCAUCACAGCCAAGGCAGAUGCCAACGACCGGUUACGAUUUGAGGAGGCCGCAGAAGUCAAGACGAAUAUCAGUCGCUUUUUGCUCCUAACUCUAGACCUUCCAGCAGCGCCUCUCUUUCAGGAUGAGCUGGAGCGCAACAUCAUUCCCCAAGUGCCACUGACGACCAUCUUAUCCAAGUACGACGGCGUCAAGGCGCAGGAGCAUCUCGCGCAGAGGAAACGAUACCGGCUGAUGCACCCCUUGCCGCCGUUCCUCACCUUCCACAUCAAACGCUUCUCUACGAACAAGUUCGUAUCGGAGCGCAACCCUACGAUUGUAACGUUUGACGCGCGCGUCGGCCUCGACGUAUCGCCGUAUGUGGAGCCGAGCCCGGCGGACCAUGCACCAGGCGAGCCGAUCUGGUACGAUCUGGUGGCGAAUGUGACUCACGAAGCGGUGCGAGCGAAAGAGGACGUGGCGGAUUCGGGAGAGGAGCGCAAAACGUGGAAGGUCCAGCUCAAGGAUAAGGGGAGAGACGAGUGGGUUGUCUGUCAGGAUCUCUUUGUGGAGCAGACGCAGAAGGAAUUGCUGUAUCUGGGAGAGUCGUAUUUGCAGAUCUGGGAGAGGAGGCGAGAUGGUAAAGGGAAACGGAAAACGUGAUAGAUGAAGAAUUGGCUUGAGAUUGAGCAGUGAGAUACUUACCUACCUACUGGUGUAGGAUAAUUAUACCAUCCAUCGCAUUGAAACUUUUUUACAUUCAGGGGAUCUCUCUUCUACCGUGUUUGAACAUUGAUCUGAAAUUCCUUCAACUACCAGCAUAUAUCUCCGUACCUACAUAACCAUACAUACAGUACAUACAUACAUAUCGUUACCCAAAAUGUACCUAGGCAAGUAUCUUAUGCAUUUUUAUCGUUUCUGUUCCUCUAACAGUCUCC
Hypoxylon fragiforme is the source of this 2030-nucleotide messenger RNA. RefSeq lists its product as uncharacterized. The coding region runs from base 163 to 1755 and encodes 530 amino acids. The record is from RefSeq and is a predicted model, not a curated record. Gene Ontology annotation, molecular function: cysteine-type deubiquitinase activity; zinc ion binding. Lineage: Eukaryota; Fungi; Ascomycota; Sordariomycetes; Xylariales; Hypoxylaceae. The transcript has a single exon. Gene Ontology annotation, biological process: mRNA processing; protein deubiquitination; spliceosomal complex assembly.